AUGAGUGCCUUCCUGGUCCUCCUACCCUCGGCCCUGCUGGUCGCAGGUGUCUACGCGGUCAAGCCCGAGUACAUUACCUACGCCGUCGCCAUUGCCGGUGUUCUGUCCAGUGCCGCCUUCUUCCUGGGUGGUAGCAGCAAGCCGCGCAAGGUCCUGAACCCCACCGAAUUCCAAGACUUCGAGCUCAAGGAGAUCAACAACAUCUCCCACAAUGUCGCCAUCUACCGCUUUGCCCUCCCCCGUCCCACCGAUAUCCUGGGUUUGCCUAUCGGCCAGCACAUCUCCCUCGCCGCCACCAUUGCCGGUCAGCCCAAGGAGGUCGUCCGUUCCUACACCCCCAUCUCCUCCGACAACGAGGCCGGUUACUUCGAUUUGCUCGUCAAGGCCUACCCCCAGGGUAACAUCUCCAAGUACCUGACCGAGCUGAAGGUCGGCCAGACCAUGAAGGUCCGCGGUCCCAAGGGCGCCAUGGUCUACACCCCCAACAUGUGUCGCCACAUUGGUAUGAUCUCUGGUGGUACCGGUAUCACUCCCAUGCUCCAGGUUAUUGAGGCUAUUAUCCGCAACCGUCCCCGUAACGGCGGUAACGAUCGUACCAAGGUUGACCUGAUCUUCGCCAACGUCAACGCCGAGGACAUUCUGCUUAAGGAGAAGCUUGACAAGCUGAACGCCGAGGAUCCAGACUUCAACGUCUACUACGUUCUGAACACCCCUCCUGCUAACUGGAUGGGUGGUGUUGGCUUCGUUACCGCUGACAUGAUCAAGGAGCGUCUCCCUGCUCCCGCCAGCGAUGUCAAGAUUCUUCUCUGUGGUCCUCCUCCCAUGGUCAGCGCCAUGAAGAAGGCUACCGAGUCCCUGGGUUUCACCAAGGCUCGCCCUGUGAGCAAGCUCGAGGACCAGGUCUUCUGCUUCUAA
Molecule: messenger RNA, 915 nt
Organism: Penicillium pulvis
Lineage: Eukaryota; Fungi; Ascomycota; Eurotiomycetes; Eurotiales; Aspergillaceae
Product: cytochrome b5 reductase family protein
Exons: 3
Coding region: 1-915 (304 amino acids)
Cellular component (GO): endoplasmic reticulum
Molecular function (GO): oxidoreductase activity
Source: RefSeq, a predicted model, not a curated record